Ornithorhynchus anatinus (platypus) is the source of this 1969-nucleotide messenger RNA. RefSeq names its product paired like homeodomain 2 (gene PITX2). The record is from RefSeq and is a predicted model, not a curated record. NCBI's taxonomy places the organism in Eukaryota, Metazoa, Chordata, Mammalia, Monotremata, Ornithorhynchidae. Gene Ontology annotation, biological process: regulation of transcription by RNA polymerase II; anatomical structure morphogenesis. The transcript has 3 exons. Bases 160 to 1179 code for a protein of 339 amino acids. Gene Ontology annotation, cellular component: nucleus. Gene Ontology annotation, molecular function: RNA polymerase II cis-regulatory region sequence-specific DNA binding; DNA-binding transcription factor activity, RNA polymerase II-specific.
UCCGGGUGCGGAGUCCCCGGAAAGUUACCCGCGGGGGAAAGGACACGAGUGGCUUCUCGGACACUCCGCUCUUGCCACCGCUGCGGUGUCCGCCCCGUUGCGGGGCCCGGCCCGGGUGGACUCUUCCGAAACCCGCAGCGACGCAUCUGACUCCGAUCGAUGAGCUGUACCAAAGAGCCUUUACAUUUGGAGCGCCGAACCACCGGGACUAAGCUUUCUUCCUCCUCCCCCCGUUCGUCCUCCUUCUCUUCUUCCUCCUCCUCCUCCUCGUCCUCCUGCUGUCCCCGCCAUCAGCCGCAACUGGCCAUGGCUUCGGCUCUGGCUCCGGGGCAGCCGCGCUCCUUGGACUCUUCCAAACAUCGGCUGGAGGUGCACACCAUCUCCGACACCUCCAGCCCCGAGGCUGCAGAGAAAGACAAGAGCCAGCAGGGAAAGAAUGAGGACGCCGGGGCCGAGGAUCCGUCCAAAAAGAAGCGGCAGCGGCGACAGAGGACCCAUUUCACCAGCCAGCAGCUGCAGGAGCUGGAGGCCACCUUCCAACGCAACCGCUACCCGGACAUGUCCACACGGGAGGAGAUCGCCGUCUGGACCAACCUCACCGAGGCCCGCGUGCGGGUCUGGUUCAAGAACCGCCGGGCCAAAUGGAGAAAGCGGGAGCGCAACCAGCAGGCCGAGCUGUGCAAGAACGGCUUCGGCCCCCAGUUCAACGGGCUCAUGCAGCCCUACGACGACAUGUACCCGGGCUACUCCUACAACAACUGGGCCGCCAAGGGGCUCACCUCCGCCUCCCUGUCCACCAAGAGCUUCCCCUUCUUCAACUCCAUGAACGUCAACCCCCUGUCGUCGCAGAGCAUGUUCUCCCCGCCCAACUCCAUCUCGUCCAUGAGCAUGUCGUCCAGUAUGGUGCCCUCGGCGGUGACGGGCGUCCCGGGCUCCAGCCUCAACAGCCUGAAUAACUUGAACAACCUGAGCAGCCCGUCGCUGAAUUCGGGGGUGCCCACCCCCGCCUGCCCCUACGCCCCACCGACCCCUCCGUACGUUUACAGGGACACGUGUAACUCCAGCCUGGCCAGCCUGAGACUGAAAGCCAAGCAGCACUCCAGCUUCGGCUAUGCCAGCGUCCAAAACCCGGCGUCCAACCUGAGCGCCUGCCAGUACGCGGUGGACAGGCCCGUGUGAGCCCGGACGGCCGCCAUCUCCACCUGCCAGUGAAAAGUCAAAAAGAAAAAUCUGAAAAAAGAAAUAAAAAUAAAAAUACUGAAUGGGGGUGGGGGAACCCCCUUCCCCGCGAGACUGAGAACCAUACUAGAAAGCAGACGGGCACUAAAGGGAGAGAGAGAGAGGAGAAAAGAGAGAAAAAGGAAACCACUGAAAAAAAAUAGCUCCUUUGUUUUCAAAGGGACUUCCUCCGUUUCUGACAUCUUUCACUAAAAGUAUUUCCAACAGUUACAAGGACACACCCACCCACCUAUAUAUAUAUAUAAAUAUAUAUAUAUAUAUAAGUAUAUAUAUGGACAAACGUUUGACUGGAUAUGACAUUUUAAUGUUACUAUAAGCUUGUUAUUUUUUAAGUUUAGCAUUGUUAACAUUAAAAAAAGACGGAAAGGAUGUAUAUAUAUAUCGAAAUGUCAAAUUAAUUUUAUAAAAGCAGUUGUUAGUAAUAUCACAACAGUGUUUUUAAAGGUUAGGCUUUAAAAUAAAGCAUGUUACACAGAAGCGAUUAGGAUUUUUUCGCCUGCGAGCAAGGGAAUGUAUAUACUAAAUGCGACACUGUAUGUUUCUAACAUAUUAUUAUUAUUAAAAAAAUUGUGUGAAUAUCAGUUUUAGAAUAGUUCCUCUGGUGGAUGCAAAGUUGUUUCUGAAAACUGCGUUGUAAAACCUGCCCUGUGUAUAACAUUUCGUACAAUAUUAUUGUUUUACUUUUCAGCAAACAUGAAAAAAAUGUGUUUUAUUUCAUGGGAGUAAAAUA